AUAACUAUCACUCAAUCAAUUAUUAUAUUUAAUGAUAUCAUCGAUUUUGAUAUUAUAUGCUAGUCAAACUGGCAAUGCUCAAGAUGCUGCUGAAACUUUGCAAAUAGAACUUGAGACUCGGAAUAUUAAGACUAGUUUAUCUGCUAUGGAUGAAUACAAUAUUGAUAAUCUGAUACAUGAAGAAAGCGUUAUUUUUAUAUGCUCAACCACUGGACAAGGAAACGAACCAGAUAACAUGAAAAUAUUUUGGCGCUUUUUAUUAAAAAAAGAUCUUCCAUAUAAUUCUUUGUUAAAACUAAAGUAUAUUAUACUGGGGCUGGGUGACACAUCUUAUUCAAAAUAUAAUUAUGUAGCUAAGAGACUAAAUAAUCGAUUAAAACAAUUGUCGGCAAUCCCACUAUUGCCACUAGAAUUAAUUGAUGAGCAAUCUGAUGAAGGAGUUCUUGAAAAAUGGUUUAUAAAAAUAUGGAAACUUUUUGAAGAAAAUUCAUUUUUAGAUUUUAAAAAAAUGGCUUCUCAAAUAUAUUUAAAACCACAUCUCAAAUAUUCAGUAAUGUAUGUUGCCAAGAAUAAUUUAGCACCCAAUUAUAAAAAUAAAGACAAUAGAAAUAUUUCAAUGUGUGAUAAAUAUUAUAAUUGCUGCAUGUUUAGCAAUAAAAGAGUUACACCUAACAAUCAUCUUCAAGAUGUAAGAUUGUUAAAGAUUGAUAUUUCACAACUUCCUGUACACUUAAAAAACAUCCAACCCUUUGAUGUGCUUUCAUUUCAACCCGAAAAUCGAUCCGAUACUUGCAGUGAUUUUUAUAAAUUUUACGAUUUAAACCCCUGCCAGCUUAUAGAAAUAACCGGUAUUUUACAGCGAGGCUCCAUCUCUAGCAACUCGGAUUUUUUACAAAAAUAUUCUCACGUUCUAGGGCCAUCACGUGAUAGUGGCCUGAACCAAUUGACGAUCGGUGAUUUGGUCAAAAGGUUUUUGAACCUUCAGGGGGUACCUCGUCGUUCUUUCUUCCGAUUCCUGUGUUACUAUGCCCAUACCGCGUUUCAAAUAGCGAAUAAUAUCACGGAUAAUCUCCUCGAGGAAAACCUGAACAUGCUUUCUACCCAGGAACGCAAUAGCAUUCCUAUUGUUGACAUAGACUUUCGUGUAUCAUCAGUUCUAUCGGAACUGAUAAAAAACUCUUUUCAAACCCUUACAUCAUCUGUUCCCCAUUCGAAUCUCCCUGAUUCUAACCAACCACCAUUGCCACCUACCCUCUACAAAACCUAUGCAGAUAGAUUAGAGCUAGAACGAGACAAGCUGAAUCAGCUCUGCUCUCCACUACCUGAUGAUAUAGACGAACUCCUCGCAUACUCUACUCGGCCACGAAGGAAUAUUUUGGAAGUUUUACACGAUUUUCCCGCCACAUCAAGAUGCGUUCCAUUUGAUCAUCUUAUAUCCAUCGUCGGCCCAAUCACACCGAGGGAUUUUUCUAUAGCCGGCGUGAAUUUCUGCCAAGACACUGGCUUAAAUGAACUAGGGCAGGAUGGAAAUAUAAUAGAUAGCGACAUCGAAAAAUCGGUUGAAAUUUUGGUGGCAAUUGUGGAAUACAAAUCUAAGCUACGUGAAUCUCGCAAGGGAACCUGCUCUUUUUGGCUUUCCACUUUAUCUGAAAACACAUUCGUUCCGAUAAAGAUUAAAAAAGGAUUCGUUCAAAUACCUCUAGCGUUUAAAGGUCAUCCUUUCAUAAUGGUAGGCCCUGGGACAGGCAUUGCACCCUUGAGAAUGUUGAUCCGUUCCAGAAUUCAAAAUGGAUUCAAAGAAAAUUAUCUGUUCUUCGGAUGUAGGAACCAAGGGAAGGAUCAAUUUUUUUCUGAUGAAUUUGAAUCUUACUGUCGAACAGGCUUCUUGAAACUUUUUAAUGCCUUUUCUAGGGAUCAAGAUGAAAAAAUAUACGUUCAGGACGUGAUACGGCGAGAAAAUAAACUAGUAUUCAGGUUAAUGGCUAAAAAUGAUGCUUGCUUUUUUAUAUCCGGGCGGUCAAAAUCUAUGCCCGAUGAAGUGUUAAAAUCUCUGGCUUACGCUUUUGAAAUUAACGGGGAUAUGUCCGAAUCGGCGGCUAUAAAUAUUGUCGAAAAAUUGCUGGCCCUUAAACGCAUCCAAAUGGAGACAUGGAGCUGAUCUAAAAAUUUAUUAUGUAAUUAUGCUAUUUGUAGUUUUCACGAUGAUAUUAUAUUCUGUUAAAAUGUGUUAUCCUUGGUAAAAUAUAAUAAAUAA
Molecule: messenger RNA, 2254 nt
Organism: Gordionus sp. m RMFG-2023
Lineage: Eukaryota; Metazoa; Nematomorpha; Gordioida; Chordodea; Parachordodidae
Product: NADPH-dependent diflavin oxidoreductase 1-like
Exons: 12
Coding region: 32-2158 (708 amino acids)
Cellular component (GO): cytosol
Molecular function (GO): FMN binding; flavin adenine dinucleotide binding; oxidoreductase activity
Source: RefSeq, a predicted model, not a curated record